UUUUUUUUUCGUGAAGAAUUUGUUGAACCAACCUAUUUUUUAUGAAAGACUGCUUCCACAUAAUACCGUUAAAUAACUUUGCUUACAAAAUGAAACCCAAAUAGAAAAGGAAAAAAUAAGUGAAAAAAAAUUUUGCUUUUUCCACUUUCCUUACAAUUCCGUCUGCAUAGAACCUACUUGACUAAUUGCGUUUACACACAAUGACUGAAGACUCAACGUAUAAACAGAAAUAUAAGGAUAUUAGAAAGCGUAUCUUGGAAAUUGAACAGGAUAAUGAUGCCCUGAAUAUUAAGAUAUUAAAAGCUCGCAAGAGUAUUCGUCACUUAAAGAUGGAGAGAAAUUUUUUGUUGAAUCGUAUCGAAAAAUCAAAUGGAGUGCUGGAUCACAAUAUAGACGAGUCUGAUCUUGCUUCUGAUAUUUACUCCCAUGAUGAAAUUGGCAAUAUGUCCCAUAAAUUGCAAAUAACUCAUCAUAAACGUGAAGCGGCUGGAGGAGGAGGACGCGGUGGAAAAUCUGCGGCCGCUAAUAAACUGCCGCGUAAAAAGAAAGACCCAAAUGCGCCUAAAGGUCCAGGCAAUGUUUUCUUUCUGUAUUGCCGGUUUGAACGAGAUAAAAUGAAAGAUCAAUAUCCCACAGAGAAUCUCGGUGAAGUGACAAGGUUGCUCGGUCAGCAAUGGAAGGCUCUGACAAAAGAACAGAAGAAGGUUUAUUACGACAUGUAUAGACGAGAACAGGAGGAAUACGCAGAAGCAAUGAAAACGUAUACUUUCAAUAAAAACAUUAAUACAGUAGAGACAAACGAUGAUCAUACGAGCGACCUACAUGAUGCUACUGACAGCAAUAUGGUAUCUGUUGUAUCUUCACCAACUCAUUCCACUGAAGUAUCUGUUGAUUUUCCCAGUGAUGACCUCCAUCAUCAGGAUUCACCUGAGGCCGACACUUACAAUGUUGUAGAGCAUUCUUAAGAAAAUAUACCAUUAUCGUUGUAAAGCUCAAUAUACGAGCUCCCCUCCUUCCCUCAUUAUUUUGUAGCUUCUUUAGAGAACACUAUCAUUAAUAAUAAGGGAUUAUUUGAACAGUUUUCAAUUAUACUCAGAAUAAUAAAGACUAACUAUACUUCGAUUAUUAGUUUUCGGAUGGCAGAAUGCUAGGCAUUUAUGUUAUGCAGACAGUCACCGAAAGUGAUAGCGCCAGCUGUUGUUUCCUCACCCGCCGGUUUCCCUUAUGUCCCUGUAAAACAAAAAAUAGAGGGCCGAUCUUUUAUUUUUUUGAUUUUCUUUCCGUCUUUUCUUCCCCACCC
Molecule: messenger RNA, 1300 nt
Organism: Mycotypha africana
Lineage: Eukaryota; Fungi; Mucoromycota; Mucoromycetes; Mucorales; Mycotyphaceae
Product: high mobility group box domain-containing protein
Exons: 6
Coding region: 201-965 (254 amino acids)
Molecular function (GO): transcription cis-regulatory region binding
Source: RefSeq, a predicted model, not a curated record